AUGGCUCAGCAACCGACAGCCUGGAAGAAGCGAAUCCUCGUGCCUUUCUGGAUCGUGCGUAUAUGCAUGAUGAUUCUCAUCAUCGCUGCAUACGCGUGGAGUCUGCGAGCCCUCAGCGAUAUUCAGGACGUUGUCAAACCGGCCGUAGGGUCAGUGGUAGUCUUUAUGCUGUUAAUCCUCAUUGUACUCUUGAUCGACGUCCUGGCUAUCGUCCUCUUUCUGCGCAACGCUCUAAAGCCUGGAACAUUCCUCACAAUGAACUGCUUCCAGACUGGGUUUUGGGGAGGAGUAGUGAUCAUGGACUUCGCCGCCAUUGCAGACGGCGCCAGUACGGCCAGCCUUGGUUUCAGUAUUUUCGUCUUUGCUACCUUCCUAGGUCUCCUCAUCUACGCCAUAAUUGGGUAUAAUCGUGCGAAGAAGCAAUCCCAGCGUGGCAACUACACUCCCGCCCACAACCCUGCUGCUCCAGCCCCAUCCGCAUACCCACCUCCUUACCAGGGUGCGCCGCCUUACCAGCAGAACACAGCAUACUACGCGCAGACUGGACAACCCAUAGAACUCCAAGGCAACCAAUAUUUGCCUCCAUAUCAAGCAGGUCCUGCGACAGAAUUCUACCAAACGCAACCUUUGAAGCCUGCACAUAUGGCGUAG
Dothidotthia symphoricarpi CBS 119687 is the source of this 651-nucleotide messenger RNA. RefSeq lists its product as uncharacterized. NCBI's taxonomy places the organism in Eukaryota, Fungi, Ascomycota, Dothideomycetes, Pleosporales, Dothidotthiaceae. The record is from RefSeq and is a predicted model, not a curated record. Bases 1 to 651 code for a protein of 216 amino acids. The transcript has 3 exons.